Molecule: messenger RNA, 845 nt
Organism: Panonychus citri (citrus red mite)
Lineage: Eukaryota; Metazoa; Arthropoda; Arachnida; Trombidiformes; Tetranychidae
Product: sperm-associated antigen 5-like
Exons: 3
Coding region: 167-820 (217 amino acids)
Source: RefSeq, a predicted model, not a curated record
UAGAUCUUGUUUAUGUUUACAUUAGAAAGAGAUUAUUUUUUUAAAGUGUCUCUUAUGGUGACUUUUUACUAAUUUACUAUUUUAAUUGUGAUUCUAUUUGAUUUGUUUUUUUAUUCUAACGCUUUUUGAUUGGUUCAUUGUUCUCAUCUACAGAUUGAGUGUCGAUAUGAUGUCUUCACCUUCACCGUCCAAAUCUUCAUCUCCCAUCGCUACUCCACCUUCACCUUCUUCAUAUUGUAAUCAAUUGAAAGACAUGCAAUUGAAAAGCUCUAUGAACGUUUUGAAAGAAAAUUUUCUUCGAUCAAAAAUAACUAAAGAUUACGAGACUUUAUCUGAAGAAAUUCAAAGAUUACAGAAGAAAAAUGAAGACCUUGAAUUUGAAAAUAAAGAAUUUCGAGAGACAAUUCUUUACCUUAAUGAUGAGAAACAAAUUAUCGAAGAAGAGAAGAAAGAAAUCGAGGACCAAUUAUCAAAAGAGAUUAAAACACGGACCGAGAUUGAGGUCAAAUUACAACAAAUGACAACCACUAAUCAAUCAUUACAGAAUGAAAUUGAGAGCCUCGGGAAAGAGGUUAAAAAUAGUAACGAUGAACUCGAUAAAUUGGAUAAAAGGUACAUUAAACAUCGAGCGAUCUGGGAGGAGAACGAAAGACGUGCAGAGGAUGAGAUAAAACGAUUAGACCAAUUUCUAGACCAAGUUAAAUGUGUUCUAAAAGAAAAUCCAGAAAUUCUGACCAAAUGUAAACCUCUUGAAGAAUUAUAUCAAAAACUUACAGAGAUCAACAGUUCAGAAUCAAUAUCACCCGAAGACGAUGAAUGAAUACAAAGAAAUGGUUCACCGAUAA